AUGUCGAGUGCGACGUACGACGAGCUCUGGAUGGAGGCGCACACGUUGCUUGCCGAGACGAUUCAGACGGACACGGUGCUUCAGGGUGCGAAGCCCCAGCGGGACCGUAAGAAAGCGCACGACCUCGUCGCGGCGUUGUACGUGAGAUACGUGCUCGCGUGCAACAAACUCGAGCGAUGCUACGACCAGGUGAUACAGCCGCAGAAACGCUUUCUGAUCAGAAAGUCGCUGAAUGCGUGCCUCGGCAGGGUACUGGAGCUGAAGCACGACCUGGUGAACGUCGAUCUUGCCGAGCACAAUUAUUACGACGACGCGUUGAUCGAGUGCGGCGUCAUGCCGCAGGAGGCCGAGAUCCACGUGCCCAGAUACUUCAGACGCCAACGAAUCACCGAAAUCGAGGAGAGACGCAGGUUCAUGGAGGAGACGCUGAGAAAUCUCGGCGCGUUCCGCGACACCGACGUGCCAGAGAAGAUCACCGAGUCACAGGCCAUACGACUUAUUCAGGUCCACGAGCGAGCGAGACAGGGCAGGCUUCGAUAUCAGUUUAUGAAGGAAAUCCGCGAAAUGAAGGAGAGAUCGAGCAAGCCGGAAGCCGAGGAGGAGGACGAGACGAGCGGAAAGCUUGCGGCGCUGAAGAUUCAGAAAGUAUGGAGAGGAUAUAUCACCAGGCGUUGGGUUCGCAAGAGACGUCUCGAGGAGAUGCUACUCAUAGGUAUGCUACAGCCCAGCCAAGUGGUCACGGAAAAUGCCAGGCAAGUGGAAAGAUUGAAACAGCAGAGGCGCGAGAAGCAAUUGGAUUUUCAGCGGCAAUACGAGAGUUUGUUACUCGAGGCUAAGGAGAGAAUUCGCAGGGACAAGAGCGCCGUGAUGGAGGAGAACAUAAGGAGCGAGAUUCGAAAUUGGAUCGACACUUACUUCCAACAGACCGGGAAGAUUCCCGAUUUACCUUCCGCUGAGAGCGGCGGCUCGCGAAUGAUCUUCAGUAGACAAGGAACCGAGAGUACGGUGAGCAAGUCCACGGCGGUGUCGUCGAAGGACUCGAAGAAAUCGAAACGCUCGAAAUCGAAGAAAGACAGCGAGACGGAGCAGUCGGAGGAUGAGACGGAUCUAGGAUUCAAGUCGGUUCCCUCCAACUUUCUGCCGGAACUGGUGCACGCGAAUCAAGAGUACCAGGAGGUCUGGAGGGGCAAGGACGAGUCCAGGAAUCGCGAGCAGCUACCUUAUCUCGAUAUGAUAGAAGCGGACAAGACGAGGGAAGUCGAGGACGAAGUCAGGGCGGGCGUGGAUCAGGUGAUGAGAGGCGAUAUAGAAGCACUUCAGGCAGCGUUGGACAGGGACAAAGGCUUCAAGGGGAAACGUGCGAAGAAACUUCAGAAACGAGUACGCAGGAGCGGCAAGAAGAACAAGAGGAAAAAGGAGAAGGAUCUGACGCCUGACAGAACGACCGAAUCCCUCUUCGAGGAGCUGCUUACUCAGGGUAUUAUUAAGCUCCACCGGGAAAUCUCGCUCGACGAGUUCAAGGGUGAAAAAUCGUUCGCGAAUUACGACCUCCGUAAGAAGGAAAAGGAUCCGCUGCCCACCCUCGGAGACGUGAGGCAACUCAUCGCCGAAUAUUGCGUACUCCCGUUGGGUGAUCACGUCCUGAGAGAAUUGACGCCUGUCGUGAGAUCGGUCUUGAUUGCUGGCCCGCACGGCAGCGGUAAGAAGUUGCUAGUGAACGCGAUUUGUACGGAGCUCGGUGCCACGCUUUUCGACAUCACGCCGGCGAAUAUCGCCGGCAAAUAUCCUGGCAAAUCAGGACUGAUCAUGCUCAUCCAUCUGAUCUCGAAGGUAUCACGGCUGCUGCAGCCGUCGGUAAUCUUCAUGGACGACGCGGAAAAACCGUUCGUGAAAAAAAUACCAAAAACCGACAAGACCGAUCCGAAACGUUUGAAGAAAGAUCUACCGAAGUUGGUGAAGAGCAUCACGGGCGAAGACCGAGUUGUGCUUAUAGGGACAUCUAACAAACCCUGGGACGGCGAUCAGAAACUCCUGUAUCAGACUUACGACAAGGUCGUAUACAUUCCUAGACCGGACUACGGCACCGUGUCUCUCAUAUGGAAGGAUUUGUUGUAUAAAUAUUCGGGUAUCAAUCGGCAAUUCGAUACGCCGGCCAUGGCGAAAGCGUGUGACGGUUUUACAAUUGGCUCCAUUUUAGAAGCGAUCAAUGAGGUGAUGACCACGAAACGUAUGGUGCAGCUUCGAACUCAUCCCUUGACGCAUGCCGAGCUGGUGAACGCGUUGAGUUUCAGAGACCCGGUGUAUCGCGAGGAGGAGGAUGCAUUUUUAGCCUGGUUUUCAAAGACACCGACCUGCCGACGGAAACAGAAAACUCUCGAACUAGAGCUCGAGAAAUUGAACGAGGCGAACGAGUCGAAGAAGAAGAAAAAAGAGGCAAAGUAGCGGACGAAUUCGCUUCCACACAAUAGACGGA
Dinoponera quadriceps is the source of this 2473-nucleotide messenger RNA. Its product is annotated as IQ and AAA domain-containing protein 1. The record is from RefSeq and is a predicted model, not a curated record. The transcript is spliced from 10 exons. Bases 1 to 2442 code for a protein of 813 amino acids. Lineage: Eukaryota; Metazoa; Arthropoda; Insecta; Hymenoptera; Formicidae. Gene Ontology annotation, molecular function: ATP hydrolysis activity; ATP binding; protein binding.